Messenger RNA from Sabethes cyaneus, 5713 nucleotides. RefSeq names its product transcriptional coactivator yorkie (gene yki). Gene Ontology annotation, cellular component: cytoplasm; nucleus. Gene Ontology annotation, molecular function: transcription coactivator activity; protein binding. The record is from RefSeq and is a predicted model, not a curated record. Lineage: Eukaryota; Metazoa; Arthropoda; Insecta; Diptera; Culicidae. The coding region runs from base 1271 to 2716 and encodes 481 amino acids. The transcript is spliced from 7 exons. Gene Ontology annotation, biological process: hippo signaling; positive regulation of transcription by RNA polymerase II.
CUGACAAUAAUUAGUCAAGUAGAAUCAGUUGUUGAGUAUGGUUGAACUCUGAUUUGGUUCUGUCGACUCGGUUAUCCGUGUGUGUCUUUGGUUCGUUGGCAGUAUUGUUGUUGUUAUUCUUUUCUGUUGUCUUUGCGAGUUAAAGGCAGUCAAUCAGUUCAGUGUGGACACUGGAAAGUGGGCAGAAGUACGCGGAUCCAACACAAUCUUCUCCUCCACACACCAUUGCUAUAGCUUCAUUUUUGCUUCGUUCUUUUCGCUGCUUCAUUGGUUUUUUUUAUUUCGGUGGUUCUGUUUUGCGCUGGCUGGUGAAACACUCCUGUUGUAUACUCGAAGAUACAGCAGCAGCUCGUGAGAAGUGUCAGUGCUCUGACGUGUGCAAUUGAAUCGUGACACGAAGGUUUUUGGGCAGUUGCAAAUUGCUACUUUCGUCAAGUGGAUGUGUUGUACGCCGUGCAGAUUGGCGUUUGCAAGCAAUGCAGAAAAUGCACGAAUGACAAUAGCGAAACAAACAAAUUGUUUGAAGAGAAGAGGUCGUAAAGUUAAGCAAAGUGCAGUGCGAUUGUGUUCCCGGAAGAGUUAGGAGAAAAAGUUCAUUUGCCAUAAUCGAUAGUUUGAGCUCGGGAAGAUUGAAAAUUGGAACAGUUUUGCAUUGUUCAAUGAUUUUUUUUCUCUGAAAAACAGUGAAAUAAGUAGCACUUGAAGAAAACAAAAAACAAGUGCAUAUCUUCCAGCUGCGUUUUCCAUCGAAAACAAAUAAAUGAUCGUGUCUUAUGCGCCUUAACUUUUGUGCGUUUAAGGGAACCAAAUGCCUUUUAAAUCAGUCGCAAGCCUAGCGGAAGCGAUGCAAAGUAAGAGUAUAAUUGCAACAAAUUGCAAGUUUAGUUGUGUGGUCUGAAAUCACUGUCGAGUGGAUACCCCGUAGAAGAAAACAAGUGCGAAAGUAAAAAGAAUAUUUACACAUACGCAAGACGAGUUUUGUUCGCUAGAGUUGACGAAAAAGAGAAAACACGGCAAAGAGAAGCAAGAAAACAAAAAAGCAAUAUUAAGAAAAGCUAAUUUUAUCGCUUAAGUAAAGUUGAAACGACGGAGAAGCAAAGUCACAGCCAAGUGUCUCCACAACGGACCUAGGGGCGAGAAUACCAAGACGUAGACAGAAAAAAAACAAGGCAAUAAGUAAAACGCGCAUAUACGUUCUCUCGCGCUCGCGUGCGCUGCUCUCCGACCGAACGAACACGUAUAGAAAACUACACGGCUUAGCGGAUACAAGAUGGCGUUCAACAGCAAUAAUAGCAGCAACAACACCAGCAGCAGCACAAACGCCUCUGAAAAUGAUGGGGCAAGCAAAAAGAAAAAUCUGAUAAUUCUGGUGGAUAAAGACUCUAACGAUAAGUUGAACGAGCUGUUCGAUAAAACAUUCAGCAAUAAAUUACCGCUGCAAAUUCCCUACCGUAUGCGAAAGUUGCCAGACUCGUUCUUCAAGCCACCGUCCUCCGGGUCUAAAUCACCGUCAGUUUCACAUUCACGAGAGAAUUCGGCUGAUUCGGCCUUUGGUUCCGGGACUACCAUACUGGGUGGAGUCACAACCGGUCCAAAUGGUCUGCCGAUCCAUCACAGCCGUGCCCAUAGCAGUCCGGCCUCGCUGGGCAAGAUCCCGGCCGGUCUGGUGGCCAGCCUCACAGGUUCCAGCGGAGUCCAACAAACCAGCAACAGUAGUAAUGUAAAUAGCAGUAAGACACAGCAAACUAACGUAGGCAGCAGCACCGAUGGCAAUAGUCUUGGAGCAACGGGGCUCGGCCAGCAGCAGAGUGGCCUCACAAAGCAGGCUAUUCAGCAUCUACAUAGUCGAGGACGUUCGUAUGAUGUGUCCAAUCAGCACGCUUUCGGCGACUUGCCACCUGGCUGGGAACAGGCCAGGACACAGGACGGGCGCAUCUACUACAUAAAUCACAACACACGAACCACCACGUGGGAGGAUCCCCGCAUCACCGCCCUGCAAGAGCAAUUCCAGCAGCAGUCCAGUGUGGAAACCCUUUUCAACACGGGGUCCCAGACGCUGAUAAGUCCCACCAUCUCGUCACCAACGCCGCCCAAUGUGGUAUUUUCAGAUUCGAUCGAAAUGUCGAACGACGCUGCACCACCGUCGUCCAGUGUACCGGUGUUGAACAGCGGAACCACGAAUAUCAACCUCGGUCCACUGCCCGAGGGCUGGGAGGAAGGCAUCACAAACAAAGGCGAACGGUACUACAUCAACCACGCGACUCGGACGACCACCUGGAGGGAUCCCCGUUUGUCAAAUCAAGACUGGGCGGUGCAAGAGCAAACAGUACGUCUAUACAACCUGCAGCUGGAACGUGAACGUCUUCGGAAACGACAGCAGGAAAUAAAGUCACAUAUGGGCGAGGACCCGUUCCUAUCCGGACUGACUGAUCAUUCGCGCCAGGAAUCCGCCGACAGUGGCCUGAGCGAAUCGUCGAUAUCACAAUCGAUGCCCCAUACGCCCGAUUUCCUGUCCAGCAUAGACGACAGUAUGGAUGGACUGAGCAUGACGGAUAACACAAUGGACACUAUCGCAUUUGGGGACAAUCUGGAGACGCCCGAUGACUUUAUGCUGGACGAUCCUCUUCUACUGGAGAAAAUUGAUGCCGUUAGUAAUCUGAAUCUGAUAGAUCCCGCGAGCACCAAACCGGAAAACACUAUGUACGAUAUUAUCUAACAUAAUCGGUGUAGAAUAUCUGGCCUAUCAGCGAAGUGAGAAUGAGAAAUACAUCAUAGAUGAAGCGGUAGUCGCGCGUUCAUCAGAACAUUUACUUACGCGUAUGCAAUACACCCACAGCCACAAAAACGGAUCAAAGCAAGCAAAAGAAAAAAAGAACACGCAAGCAGAUAGGAACACGACUGACAUACACACACACAUACAUGCAUAAAAGCUAAAUUUUACAUCGGAUCUUCACACACAUGCUAGGCAGAAUUUUAAAAUGUAUUAUUCUUUUCUUUACACCACGUGAGGGUAAACGAUACAACUAGAAAAGAGAGGAGUGUGUGAAAAAUAAUGAUUAAUUAAACAAUCUUAAUUUUAGUCUUUAGAAAAUAAUAAAAGAAAAACAAUAUGACUGUGUUCGAUGUGCGAACAAUCAGUCAGUCAGCUAUAUCAGAAAAGGCAGUGUGCUACGAGUACACUACUUCUGUGAAGACCCGCCAGAAAAAAAAAUGGCGGGCAUCAAUAUAUGCAAGCAAUGACUAUGUGCCUUCCGAGAAUUUUACUUCUACUCGAUGCAAAACAAGUUGUGAUUUCAUGGUUUAUAUUAUAGUUAUUUUCCAACAUAUCAUGAGGAUCAAUUUUAGAAAAAGCAAGCAAAGAAAAAAACUAGGGAAAACUUUUGAGUAAAACUCGAGUUUGGAAAGGAAGCGCGAGUUUGGAAAAACAAUUCGACUCUGCAGUGCAAACCUGAUGCAAUUUCUACGUUUCGGCAAAAGUUUGGCCUUUUUUAUACCUACCUUAUUAUGUUUCGUUUGGAAGUAUUUUUCGAAGAUUUUAAUAUCGUUAGAAAACUAGUUGUGCUGAAUUUAGCGAAAGGCUUACAAAUUAAACUAGUGAAUAAUUUAUAAUAAUAAUAAAGUCUACUUAAAUCGAGAGUGCCUUAAAUGAACUGAAGUUUGAAGCAAUGAAUUUCAUCCAAAGGUAGAUGAGAUGAAUGUUAAGAUUUGCUGAGAAACAAAUAUCAAACAGUUAAUAGCAAACAUGAGAUAUGAUGAAAACGCGUCACUUUUCGAGCAUAGCAUUAUUUUCAUCCUUGAACUUCAACGAUUUAAAUCUACUUUAUCACCAAACCAACUUGUAUUAAUCAAAGCUAGCACAAUCGAGUUAUCAGUAAGAAACUAAAUUAUAAUUGAUAUCAUUUUCAACAUAAGCUAUUUUCUCAAAAAAUAAAAAUUAUUCUUAAAUGUCACUUAUAUACAUACAUAUUUGCAUGCAUCCAAGAAUCGAAACAAGCAAAUACAUUUGAUUCAGUUUGUGUUACCCACAAAAAUAGCUGCAGAUCUGGAGAAACGGAGAACAGGCUGUCCGGUCCUGCUUACAAGAAACUACAUUAAAUAAAUUCUAUUAUUCCUACUCAAUGGCGAAGCAAUCAGUUGAUUGAGUAUGGUUUUACAAUAAGCAUAUUUAGGGCUAGUGUAAAUAAAAUCUUAGAGUAAAUUAACGUUUGCAAAGUGUAAGCAAUAUUUUCAAGAUUUAGUCAUACUUUAGAAGUUCUCCCGUUUCACUAAAUUGUCAACUUACUUGAGCAAUCAUUUUGCACUAUUACUAGAUCAUGGCUAAAGUGAAUAUUUUAUCCCAGCAAGCAAAACAAUUACUAUUACUUACCCUUUUGCCUGUGCCUAUCACCCACUUUCUUUAUAGAUUUAUAGCCUUGUUAAUCUAUAUUAAACAAAAACUUCUAGCGAGCUGUGGCCUUUCCCGAUGCUCGGUGGAGAACUGCUCCUGCAACACAAUGAAUCGAAAUAUAUUUGCUUGAAUUCGGUCUCUGCAAUUGGAUACAGUAGGUUUGUCAUUGUUCGCUUCAAAGCAAGAGAGCAAUUUAAAUUAAUGGGGGAGACGUGCAUUAUGUUUCACUUUACCCCCCCACACUUGCGUCCAAAAGAGUAAAAAAAUACAAAAAAGAAGCCAUCCUUACCGUCGAAAAUGUUGCUUUCAAGCACAAUCGAAGGGAUGAAAAAAUGCUAUGAUCAAAAAGGACGAAAAAAAACCGGUUUCUAGGCAUCCUCGCAAAAUCACAAGCCGUCCAACUUAGAAAAUGAAAAGCAAUAAUUAUGAUAAAUUUUGCAACAAUAAAAAAAAAGAAAACAAAAGUGAUAAACCUGAUAUCUAUGACAAUAAAAUCGCGAAAAAUGUGUCACCAUCAAGCAAUAUUUGUUGGAAAAUAUAAAAAAAAAGCUUUGAUGCUACUAACUAGGAGUAGUAGUAGUAGGAAGUGAAAUGUUUGCUAAAAAUAGAUUUUUAAAUGCUCACGCAUAGGGUCACCUCUUUCUCUAUAUCGCACGCGUAGAGAAUUAGUGUCGACAUCCGUCGGAUCGGGCAAGCGGACGCAACGUGGUGUAGUUUUUAUCCACCUCUGCGUCGAAACCCGAACAAAAAAAGGUUUAAUAUAUGAAACUUUUUUCAUUUGAUACAAUGAAAAACUGAAUUCAACAAAUAUAUUGAGAUUAGGGACAAAGCAUACUUUUUUCUUUACAAAAAUCUAUGUUCUACCACAAAACGCAAACAAAGCAGCGGAUAGUAGUAUAUACAAGAACUAUUAUUUUUCUACAAAACACUAAACAGAUGGAUACAGUGAGCGGCACGGUGUUUACGGUGUCAGUGAAACACUGCGCUUGUACUUGUUUUAACCAAAAUUAUUUGCUCUUAAGUUCAGACAACAUACAUAUACGUAUUACAGACACACAGACUCCGAUUCAGAAGAAAAAAUCCAAUUUCCUUGAAAAUCUCACCGAAACGAAAUGACUUAUUUCUACAAUUUAGCUUGUUUCCCACUUAAAAGGGAUGCACUUAUUUUAGAUGAAUUGUAAAAAAAGAAGCAAUCAUUCAAAAAUGCUGGAUAUGUAUAAGGUAGAUACAAGGGACGGCAGUCUGCUUUGUAGAAAUGUGCAGAACAAAUAAUUUUGUUAAAAUGAAAAAUCGAGCUGUACCAUAAAAAAUGAAAUAAAAAUCGGA